Messenger RNA from Centropristis striata (black sea bass), 684 nucleotides. Its product is annotated as G2/M phase-specific E3 ubiquitin-protein ligase-like. The record is from RefSeq and is a predicted model, not a curated record. NCBI's taxonomy places the organism in Eukaryota, Metazoa, Chordata, Actinopteri, Perciformes, Serranidae. The transcript is spliced from 2 exons. The coding region runs from base 256 to 684 and encodes 142 amino acids. Gene Ontology annotation, molecular function: ubiquitin-protein transferase activity.
UUGUAGAAAAAACAAACAUUGUACAUCUUUGACCAAACUGACUAAAAUGUAUUUACCAGAUAUAAACAGAAUUAUUUCAGAUUCUGACAGACAAAAUGUAAAUUUAAACAUAUUUUAAAUGUUUUAGCACCCUAGAUGUCAUUUAACCUCUGCUGGCAUUUGGAAUUAGUAGUUUGAAGGAUUUAUUUUGUUGUGUCAUCAUUUAAUUUUGGCAGAUUUAAAGAGGGACUGAAAACCCUUGGUGUCCUGGACGCCAUGAGGACGUACCCGGAGAGUUUUAGACCCUUGCUGUGCCAUCAACCACCUCCACUCAUAGCCAACUCCAUGGAUCAGCUUUUCGAAAUUAGACUGUCUGUAGCGGGAAGCAACAAGAGAAUGGCAGAGGAACGUGUUGUGCCAUUUUGGAGAGAUUACUUGCUGGACAUUGAGGAGGAGGCCGGAGCCUCAAAGCUAAGCGGUGUCUUAGCCUUUGCAACUGGUGCAAGCAUCGUCCCACCAAUUGGCUUCUCUCCUCGACCAACAAUUGAUUUCCUACAUCACCAGUCUGUAAGCCCAGGACGCUGUUUGCCUAUGGCCAACACAUGCAUCAACUGUCUGAAGCUGCCACUUUGUGACACAUACACUGAGUUCAAAGACAGUAUGGACUAUGCAUUAGAAAAUACUCAGGGUUUUGGUCGAGAGUAA